Molecule: messenger RNA, 1429 nt
Organism: Belonocnema kinseyi
Lineage: Eukaryota; Metazoa; Arthropoda; Insecta; Hymenoptera; Cynipidae
Exons: 2
Coding region: 160-1236 (358 amino acids)
Source: RefSeq, a predicted model, not a curated record
CAGGGUCAGGAAUUAGCACCUAAAUUUCGAAGGGCUUCUUUCCUUCUAGAGCUUCCGAACCUAUUAUAAACCCUCGAUUCUAUUUCAGAUUGAUCAUUAGGAAACCACCAUUCCGUCAAAAAUAAACAAAAACUCUGUCAUCCUAAAACUGAUCGCAUCAUGACAGUCAUGAUGAAUUUGGAAACAAGACAACGUGCCUUUUCGGAAUGGUGGACAGAAGAAACUGAAUAUCUUUUCCAAAAAAUUGAAAGGUGGGCUACCUGUGCAAGAGGAUACAAUCGUCUCAUAUCUCAAAGAAUGCCCAAAAGUCGAAUGCCGAUGGAAGAGAAUAUUUCUUCCUCCAGAUCGCGCAUUUCUGGAAAUAAACUUUUCGUCGAAGAGGCCUCCUGGAAUCCUCGUUUCCAAACUUUAAAUCGUUCCCAUGCCAGCAAAUCUCAACCUGAGGAAUUGAAACUUAAUUGCUGUGGGACCUUAAAUUACAAAUCAAAUUCAAAAUUGGACAGCACUUGUCUGGAGACCUACAGCUAUGAUCAUAGUAUUUAUUUCAAGACGAUUGGGGAUCUUAAGACAAAGAGCACCCAAGAUUUGAGGGAGGAGAAUCAGGAUUGGCAAAAAGAGUGUCUAGAUUUGAAAGAUGACUUUGAAAAGGUGGAUAAAGAGGAAUUUAAACAGAAAAUUGAAUGGGAACAACCUAGAAAGAAGGAGCGAUUUGACCAGCUAAUUUUUAUUGAAUCUUUCAAUGAAGAGGAUGAGGAAGUUGAAUAUUUAACGCGUUCGCCUGUUGAUAUGAGCAAAUUGUCGAUUGAUGAAGCGGAUCGAAAUUAUGAAAAUUUAGAUAAAUAUAUGAAAGAUUUGAGUUCAGAUCAGAAUCAAAAUCAGAAACAGAAUAUAGAAUUUAAUGUGAAUUUUGAUGAUGGAUUGAAGGACGUGAAUGAUAAUUUUCAAUUCGACCUGCAUUUUGGAAACCCUUUGGGUCAAUCGAGGAGCUUCUCAGAUUUCAAAUGUUUCAAUGAUUCAGAAGAUUCAAAAUAUUUUAAUUCGGAAAAUAGAAAUCAGAAAGAAAUGAAGAGAUUCUUCAGUCCAAGGAGGAAAUCUAAAUGUCAAGUUCUUGGAGAUGAUAAUGUCUGGCCAGGGGUUUUUCUGACCUACAGAAAAAAUACCGAUAUUGCAACUUCGCCACAUGAACACGCAGAAUCAGUGAGGGGAAGUGACUGUUAUUUUGUUUCCGGUUCGUGAAUGUGAUUCGAAAAUUUUAAUGAUUUCUACAAACAGUGAACACAAAGUGUUUUGUGAACAAAAUUUGUUGGUUAAAACCAAAUUAUUAAUGUUUUAGUACUACGCACGCGUUCGUACCUCUCGGGUUGGCAAAUCGAUCUUUAACGUUUGUGUCGUGUAAAUUGUAUUUUCCAACGAGUCAUUAGGAUUCAAU